CAUGGCCAUUGAAUGAAGCCCGGCCCAAUGCCUUCCCAACGAAGCCCUAGAAUGCAGAGAGGAAACAACCACUUGCCGUUCUUCUUCGACUUCUUACCUACCGCCGCUCUCCGUCUCGCUCCUCCUCGCCCGAUGUCGGAGAAGAAGCGACGCCGCACCGAAGCGGGCCCCCCGGCGGCCUCCGCAGCCUCGAAGAAGUUGCGGCGGCCGGACUCCCACGCCCAAGGGCUGCGGAAGUUGCUGAAGCCCGACGCCGAGAUCCUCGCCUCUGUCCGCGAGAUGUAUGAUGCUGCCCAGUCGGCCGCCUCGUCCUCCAAGGCCCUCACCCUCUCAGACCUGAGCCUCUCUGCCGCCUGCCGCGAGGUCUCCGACUGCGACGCCGCCUCCGUGCAGCUCGCCAUCGAGCGCGCCGUCCUUGCGAUGGCCCGCUCCAUUCUCGCUGGCCGCGGCUUCUCCUUCGAUGUUCCCUCCCGCGCCGCCUCCAACCAGCUCUACGUCCCCGAGCUGGACCGCAUCGUCCUCCGCGACAAGUCCUCCUCCCGCCCCUUCGCCAGCCUCUCCACCGUCCGCAAGGCCACCAUUACUGCUAGGGUCCUCUCUCUCGUCUACCUCGUCCUUCGUCGCGACAUCCACGUCACCAAGCGCGAUCUCUUCUACACCGACGUCAAGCUCUUCCAGGACCAGUCCCAGUCCGACGCCGUCCUCGACGACGUCUCCUGCAUGCUCGGUUGCACGCGAUCCUCCCUCCACGUCGUUGCCUCCGAGAAGGGCGUCGUCGUCGGCCGCCUUGUCUUCACCGAUGACGGUGAUCGCAUUGACUGCACCAAGAUGGGCAUCGGCGGGAAGGCCAUCCCUCCAAACAUCGACCGCGUCGGCAACCUCGAGAGCGAUGCCCUCUUCAUCCUCCUCGUGGAGAAGGACGCCGCCUUCAUGCGGCUGGCCGAGGACCGCUUCUACAACAGGUUCCCCUGCAUCAUCGUCACAGCCAAGGGCCAACCGGAUGUGGCCACCAGGCUCUUCCUUAGGCGGAUGAAGACCGAGCUCAAGCUGCCGGUCCUCGCGCUGGUCGACAGUGAUCCCUACGGCCUCAAGAUCCUCUCCGUGUACAUGUGUGGAUCAAAGAACAUGUCUUACGACAGUUCAAACUUGACGACGCCGGACAUCAAAUGGCUGGGUGUCCGACCGAGUGAUCUGGACAAGUACAGGGUACCGGAGCAGUGCCGUCUACCCAUGACGGAGCAGGACGUCAAGGCUGGGAAAGACUUGUUGGAGGAGGACUUCGUGAAGAGGAAUGGUGGGUGGGUCAAGGAGCUCGAUAUGAUGGUGAAGACAAGGCAAAAGGCUGAGAUACAGGCGCUCAGUUCAUUCGGCUUCCAGUAUCUCACUGAGGUGUAUUUGCCCCUCAAGAUACAGCAGAGGGAUUGGCUAUGAACUUGUCUUCUGAAACCAGCAGUGGGUAACAUUCAAGCAUGGUGGGUACCAAGAUGAUCGUAAAGCAUGAACUCGUACCAUUUCCGGAUACUUAAUUUAAGGUAAUUGAUUACAGAGUUUCUACCUUAUGUAUAUAAAACCUUGUGGUAUUUAUCUUCGGGGCCCACAUUCUGUUGACACUUUCAACCAGUCCUAUGGUUCAGUUAGAUUGCAUUUGAAUGCACGUGAACUUCAUUUAUAUCAUGUGAGACUCGAUUAUUCUUUUCUUUUCUUGCAAUCUUUCAACUCUAUUUGUUCCAAAUGGCCGGUUUGUUCGUCUCUAGCACAAUACCUACUUUAAACAGCAUAUGAUGAAUGCUAUGGUU
This is a messenger RNA of Musa acuminata subsp. malaccensis (wild Malaysian banana), 1796 nucleotides long. RefSeq names its product DNA topoisomerase 6 subunit A. Gene Ontology annotation, cellular component: nuclear chromosome. Lineage: Eukaryota; Viridiplantae; Streptophyta; Magnoliopsida; Zingiberales; Musaceae. Gene Ontology annotation, molecular function: ATP binding; DNA topoisomerase type II (double strand cut, ATP-hydrolyzing) activity; DNA binding. Gene Ontology annotation, biological process: reciprocal meiotic recombination; DNA topological change; meiotic DNA double-strand break processing. The record is from RefSeq and is a predicted model, not a curated record.